Messenger RNA from Pestalotiopsis fici W106-1, 1461 nucleotides. RefSeq lists its product as uncharacterized. The transcript is spliced from 3 exons. NCBI's taxonomy places the organism in Eukaryota, Fungi, Ascomycota, Sordariomycetes, Amphisphaeriales, Sporocadaceae. The record is from RefSeq and is a predicted model, not a curated record. Bases 1 to 1461 code for a protein of 486 amino acids. Gene Ontology annotation, molecular function: pyridoxal phosphate binding; L-2-aminoadipate:2-oxoglutarate transaminase activity. Gene Ontology annotation, biological process: biosynthetic process.
AUGGUCAUCAAGUACGGAGUGCCCGAGAAGCACAUCAACCUCCAAGGCGGCUGGCCGACGCCGCGCCUGCAUCCCAGUGCGGAACUGGGAGAGGCCGCCGCCCGGGUCUUUUCAAACCCCAAUAUACAGGAGAAAUUACGAUACGGCGCAGGCCAAGGUGAAAUAAACCUGCGCUCUCACAUUGCCAGCUGGCUCACGGACGAGUACCAGCCUGAAGCCGGCGCCGUGAAUCCAGACCGCAUCCUCGUCUCCAACGGAGCGUCCAAUGGCCUAGCGACGAUUCUGCAGAAAUUCGCCGACCCGGGCCAGGGCGAGGAGGGCUACACGCAGACCGUGUGGAUGGUGGAGCCGACAUAUCACCUGGCGGCCGCCAUCUUUCGCGACGCCGGCUUCAACGGAGUAGGACCCGGGGGCCGCCGUAGGAUCCGCGGAGUGCCCGAGGGUGUCCGGGGCGUGGAUCUGGAGUAUCUGCGGACCGCGAUCCAAGCAUCAGAAAAGGAUCACGAAGGUCACUAUCGUCACGCGCAAAAGGACCCCAAUAAUGGCUACCCCAAAAUCUAUCGCCACAUCUUGUACAUGGUCCCGACCUUUUCCAACCCGAGCGGGCGCACCAUGGCGUACGAGGACCGCGUGGCCCUGGUCCAACUAGCUCGCGAAUUCGACAUGCUCCUCGUGACCGACGAUGUCUACGACGUGUUGCGGUGGUGUCCUGAAGACGGCUGUGCGUGUGUGCGCGCCGAGGACGGGAACAACAACAACAACAACAACAACAACACCCGACGACAACGGCACUUGAUCUCCCCGCCCCGACUGGUCGAUAUCGACCGAAUCCUACCGGGUUCGCCCUCGCCCUUUGGCAAUACCGUGAGCAACGGCUCCUUUUCCAAGAUUGUCGCGCCGGGGACCCGCGUCGGUUGGAUGGAGGCGACUCCGGACUUUGUGGCGACCUUGACUCGGGUCGGAGCCACGUCAUCGGGUGGCAACCAGGCACACAUGUCAUCACUUAUCAUAGGGGAAUUAUUCGCCCAAGGCGACCUACAGCGUCAUUUGAAGCAUGUCUUGAUCCCCACGUAUAGGAAACGCUACUAUACCAUGGUAGCCGCCAUCCGACAUUACUUAUAUCCGUUCGGGGUGAGGAUAGCAACAGAAGAAUCCUCUGACGCCGCGGAUGCUGCCGAGCAGCCCGCGGGUGGCUUCUUUUUAUACAUUCUGUUUCCCCGAGAAGAUAUCGCCCCGGCUGUCGAUGAUAUUUGUAGUCUGGCACUUGAGCACUUCAAUCUCAAGAUUGCCCCCGGGCGUAUUUUUAGCGUAGCUGACGACCCUGUUGAGCGACCGGACCGUUCGAGAGACUUUGUAAGUGGCGCUCGGCUAUGUUGGGCGUGGCAUGAAGAGGAUGAGCUGAUCGAGGGCAUUGAGCGACUGGCUGAGACCCUAAAGAUGGCAAACUCGAAAAGCUCAUAG